Messenger RNA from Pseudoliparis swirei, 7982 nucleotides. It is a transcript of the gene phldb1b, whose product is annotated as pleckstrin homology-like domain, family B, member 1b. Gene Ontology annotation, molecular function: protein binding. The record is from RefSeq and is a predicted model, not a curated record. The coding region runs from base 999 to 5597 and encodes 1532 amino acids. Gene Ontology annotation, cellular component: basal cortex. Gene Ontology annotation, biological process: regulation of microtubule cytoskeleton organization. Lineage: Eukaryota; Metazoa; Chordata; Actinopteri; Perciformes; Liparidae. The transcript is spliced from 23 exons.
AACUAUAAAAGACUUUAUUAGACUAUAAAAGACUGUUUUAAACUAUAACAGACGUUAUUAAACUAUAACAGACUGUUUAUUCAUGUAACGAGUGUAGUUAAUAGGUGUUGCUGGACUUCAGUAAGAAGACACAUAAAUAAUGAGUAACUUCUACGAGGAUACGUUGCUCUUGUUACUGUUGUUAGCAUCGUUAGCACAGUUCACUGCCGUCGCCAUGUUGAGAGCUGCUCUGAUAUUCCCAUGCAGCCCCGUUAGAUGAGCUGUGACCCAGAACCACCGGAUGGACUUCUACUGUUACACCUUUUGCUGUGAUGAAUGCAUAUUUACACAAAUGUGUCUGAAGGAAGCUAAUCCACAAAUGUCCUGAGCGUAAACAGCUGGAAGACAUGAGAGCUUGUGUCCGACGAAGUGUUGCAGGCGGAGCGUGACGUCAGUGAGCUUUAAUCUGUUCAGCUGCUCUAAAGGAAAUAAACACAUUUCACAACAAACAUCUGAGACGAAUUGAUUCACAUGUAAGAAACAUGACUGAACUCCUCCCCCCUCGGUCAGCACUGUGACUCUCAGCUUCAUUUUGAGCCAACGUCAGUCACCACUCUCUGUCUUCUUCCCUUCCUCUUUCUUUCUUCUUCUCUUUCUUCUUCUCCUGUCUUUUGAUCGUCACUUAAACACACACACACACACACACACACACCUGUUAUCUAGGGCUUCAGGCAGGAAUGCAGGUCUUAGUCUAGAGGAGCAAGCAGCAACAGGUCCACCUCCUGAAGGCGCUCCAGACAAAGAGCUGCGAUCGGCAACAGAGAGACCGGAUCUCCAGAGGAGUCCUGGUCCCUCCAGAGGAGUCCUGGUCCCCCAGAGGAGUCCUGGUCCCCCAGAGGAGUCCUGGUCCCUCCAGAGGAGUCCUGGUCCCCCAGAGGAGUCCUGGUCCCUCCAGAGGAGUCCUGGUCCCCCAGAGGAGUCCUGGUCCCUCCAGAGGAGUCCGGGAGCAGCCCGUUGCCAUGGAGGCCGUGCGUCUGCCGAACGGCUGGAGAAAGGGAGCCGCCGACAGCCCAGUGGACAUGGACCGCCUGAACGGGAACACGCCCGAGUGUGGGCGACACACACACCAGCUGCUGCAGAGCAUGCCGCUGGACCUGAUGGAGACGGGGAAGGGCCUGAAGUUCCAGGCGGAGCGCCCCCACCUGGUCAGUCUGGGUAGUGGACGCCUGAGCACCACCAUCACCCUGCUGCCCCUCCCUGAGGGACGGACCACCCUGGGCCACGGCUCCGUGGACGUGAGCAUCCAGGGCCCCGGGGUGGCGGCGCAGCACUGCUACAUCGAGAACCGCUCGGGGGUCAUCACGCUGCACCCCCGUGGGAACCUGUGCUCCAUCGACGGGCUGAGGGCCGCUCAGCCGGCACGCCUGUCCCAAGGCUGCAUGCUGUGUUUCGGCCAGUCGGCCUUCUUCCGCUUCAACCACCCCGAAGAAGCCUUCAUGAUGAAGAGCAUGAUGCCCCAGGGAGGAGGGGUCUCCACGGGGGACUACAGACGACGUCCAGACUCGGAGAGCUUCGUCAAUGGGAACCGCCCGGCCCAGUCGCCCCCGGCUCCCGGAGCCAGAGUCCAGUCUGAGCACAGUGCGAUCGUCAGCUCCAUUGAGAAGGACCUGCAGGACAUCAUGGACUCCCUAGUGAUGGACGACCCCCCGCCGUCUUCCUCGGAGGGCAGGAAGCCUCCUCUGGGCCAACCCGGCCCCCACUCCCCCCUGUCGCCCAUGCUCAACGGCGGCCGGUACCCGCCGUCCCCCCCCACCAGCCCCGGGGCCAUGUCGGUGGGGUCCAGCUACGAGAACGCGUCCCCGCCCUUCUCGCCGCUGUCCUCCCCGUCGGCGGCCAGCAGCGGCAGCUUCACCAGCCCGUCUCAGGACCCGAGCGCCUCCCUGCCGCCGGUGCCGGUCCGCUCGUCCAGCUACAACUUCACCGCCCAGUCCUCGCCCGCACCGCAGCCGCGGACCGUUCUGCCCAACUUCGGCGCCGGCGGGCCGAGCCCGAGGGUUCCGGAGAGCCCCCGGCUGCAGAGGAAGGUCUUGAGCGAGGCCCCUCCGAGCCGCAGAGGCCUGGAGGGGCCCGAGAGCCCCCGGCUGCCGUCCUCCAACGAAUCUCUGAGCGGCAGAAGCCUGGUGCUCGGUGGCCCCCGAGUCUCGCCCAAGUACCCCGGCUGCCCCUCCCCGUCUCCCUCCAGGACCAAGACCACCACGGUGCUCCAGGAAAGGCCCGCCAGCCCCUUCCGGGACCAGACCGGUCUCGCCGAUUGCGCCUCCAGGCAGCUUUCCCAACCCGCCAGAGCCUUCCAGCCGCCCCUGGACCCCAUCGUCCACAUCAUCCAGGGGUCGCCGCUGCAGCUGCACCCCCGCCUGCUGCAGCCCCCCGAGAGCCCCCGCAUGGCCCGGAGGAACCUGGAGCUGAACGGCGGCAGCAUGAGGGAGCUGCCGCCUCUCAGCCCCUCCGUGGCUCGGCGAGGCGUCCCGGCACUCCCGUCCUCGAGGAAUCCGGAAAGCCCCCCGAGUUUGGGCAAGCUCAUCCCGGAGAGCCCCCGGCUCCGACGCCGGGCCGGGUCCGCGUCCGAGGAGCCGGCGUGCGGCGGGGGGAUCCGAGCCCGCAGCCCGUCGCCGGACGGAGGACGCAAGGCCGGCUUCGGGAACGCCCUCUCGCCGGCGUACAGCCUGGGCUCCCUGCCCGGCUCGUCCCCGGCCUCGAGCCCCAGGAGCCGCAGGAAGAUGUCCGGCGGCGGCCGGCUGCACGGCGCCACGAGGGAGCGGAAGAACAGCAUCUCGGAGAUCAGCGACAACGAGGACGAGCUGCUGGAGUACCACCGGCGGCAGCGGGAGGAGAGGCUGCGGGAGCAGGAGAUGGAGCGCCUGGAGAGACAGCGCCUGGAGACGAUCCUCAACCUCUGUGCCGAGUACAACAAGGGCGAGCCCUCCGGUCUGGACCCGCUGGUCUCGGGGAGGCCGGGUUUCCCCGGGGGUCCGGCGCCGUCUCUGGAGAACGCCCUGGGGGGGGCGGGGGCGGCGUCCUCGGCCGCACUGCGCCUCCUGCAGAGGCAGCGGGAGAGCGACGAGGAGAACCUGAAGGAGGAGUGCAGCAGCACGGAGAGCACCCAUCAGGAGGUGAGUGCGUCCCCGAGGGAGGUUCAGGGAGCGUGGGAAUCGGCUCCGCUCGCCGUCGUCACGCGGCUGCGGUCCUGUUCGCAGCACGAGGACGGCGCCGGCCGCCUGGAGCUCAGCUACCUGGAGGACGAGCGGCUUCGGGUCGUCUCUCGCGUGGAUGAGCUCAAGAGCCGCCUGACGGAGCUGGAGCAGCAGCUGCAGGAGGCCAAGCAAGAGGCCGAGAUGGAGCGUGCCUUGCUCCAGGGCGAGAGGCAGGCGGAGCUCGACCAGAUGGAGGCGGAGACCGGCGUCAUCACACAACUGCAGCACAAGAUGGAGCAGCUGGAGAGCGCCAUCCAGAGGGAGAAGGACAAGGAGAGGUCUAACCUGGAGGCCGAGCGCCGGGCCCUGCGGGGCCUCCAGGCAGCGUUCUCUGAUCUGGAGAACCAGCUGCACACCGGACCAGAGUCCCUGAGGGAGCAGAUCCAGGACCAGCUGAAGAGGGACGGAGACGCGUUGGAAGCGGGGACCAAGAAGUUUGAGGACCUUGAGUUCCAGCAGCUGGAGAGAGAGAGCAGCCUGGAGGAGGAGCGAGAGACCUUCAGCCAACAGCUGCUGCAGGAGCGGAGCGAGGCCCGCGGCCGCCUGGCGCAGAGGGAGGAGAAGGUGUCUGCUCUGGAGAACCAGGCGGACCAGCUGGGCCUUCAGGCGUCUCAGGAGCGCGAGCGUCUCUCCAGAGACCGGACGCUCACGCUGCAGAUGCUCCACAAGGAGAAGGAGCGGCUGUCGGCGCUGGAGAAGAGGUACCACGGCCUGACGGGGGGGCGGAGCUUCCCCAGGUCCCCCAGCGCCAUGAGAGAGGAGUACAUGAAGCUGUCUGCCGUGUGUAAGAUGUACGGCGCCGGCGUCCUCGGUGAAAACAGAGGCUCCGCCCCCAGCGGCCGCCCAUUUACUGAAGACGCUGCAUUAGCCGGCGAGGAGUAUGUGACAGUGAACCAGUUGAGUCAGAUGUAUGGGAUGCCGAAGGUGGAGUCUUCCCCGACGUCCCCGCUCCGCCAGCCCCUGCAGUCCGGAGCCGGAGACCCCGUCUUCUCCUGCCUCUCCUCCCCCAAUGGCUCCUCCCUCUCUCUCUCUGUGGAGCGCCCCCCCAAGUUAGACUUAGAGCACUGGUACCAGGGGCUGAUGUCCGGCUCCGGGCCCCUCGCUGACCCCUCUCUGCCGGCCAAGUGUGUGUCGGGCCGCAGGCCGGUGCUGCAGGUGUUCCGCUCUAAGCUGGACAGCGACCCGGGUCCGGCCCCCCAUCACCAACCCAAGUCCGGCUCUGCCUCCCCCCUGCAGCUCGGGGCGGCGACGCUGGGGCGCAGCUCAAAGAGCCCCCUGCUGGCCGCCGGCAGCACCGGCAGCCUGCCCAGGAACCUGGCGGCGACCCUGCAGGACAUCGAGGUCAAGAGGCAGAUCGCCCUGCAGCAGAAAGGUCACCAGGUGAUCGAGGAGCAGCGGCGCCGUCUGUUGGAGCUCAAGCAGCGGGCGGCGGUGGAGGCUCAGUGCCAGUGGGAGGCGCUCCACGGGUCCCAGUCCCACCUCGGGGGCUCGCCGCCCUCCUACUCCCCCGCCACGGCCUACGGCUCCGCCCCCCCGCCGCUGGUCCACCACUCCAUCCUGCACCACCACCCGGCGCCCGGCGGCGAGCGGCCCUACGACACGCUGAGCCUGGAGAGCUCCGACAGCAUGGACACCAGCGUGUCCACGGGGAACAACUCGGCCUGCUCGCCAGACAUGUGCAGUGUCGGAGGAGCGGACGCCAUGAAGAUCGAGGAGAUGGAGAAGAUGCUGAGAGAGGCUCAUCUGGAGAAGGCCAGACUCAUCGAGUCCAGGGAGCGAGAGACUCUGGCUCGCCGUCAGAUGCUGGAGGAGGAGAGGAGGAGGAGGGAGGAGGCGGAGAAGAGGCUGCAGGACGAAACCUUCCACCGGCAGCAGCUGGUGGAGAAGGAGGUGAAGAUGAGGUCCAAGAACUUCUCUCAGGCCCGGCCCAUGACGCGCUACCUGCCCAUCCGGAAGGAGGAGUUCGACCUGCGCUCCCACGUGGAGUCGUCGGGCCACAGCGUGGAGACGUGUCGCCACCUCCUGCUGACCGACAAGAUGUGCAGAGGCUUCCUCGUCAAGAUGGGAGGAAACAUCAAGUCCUGGAAGAAACGCUGGUUCCUCUUCGACCGCCUCAAGAGGACCUUCUCCUACUACGCUGACAAACACGAGACGAAGCUGAAGGGCGUGAUCUACUUCCAGGCCAUCGAGGAGGUUUACUACGACCACCUGCGCAGCGCCACCAAGAGCCCGAACCCGUCCCUGACCUUCUGCGUGAAGACCCACGACCGGCUCUACUACAUGGUGGCGCCGGCCGCGGACGCCAUGAGGAUCUGGAUGGACGUGAUCGUCACCGGGGCGGAGGGGUACACGCAGUUCAUGAACUGAGGCGCCGCUUCCUGUUUCCUGUCCGCAGCGCCUUGUUGUUACUUUAAUUAUUAUAUAUUUUUUAUAAUCUCUCACGUUUUCAUUUGACUGUUUUCACCUCCACAUUUUUCUACGUGAUUCAGUUUGGAUAGAAAAAAGGUAGCCACACACACACACACACACACACACCUGUGUAUAAACCAACGUGUUUACCUGUCAGAGACUUUUCUAUAUUGCCAAAUGGAGAUCUUUUAGUCCCUGUUUGUUGAAUCUUUUGUAUUCUUUGUUUAUUUCUUUUUUUACUUAGAGAAAAUUGCCAAACGACAUAAUGCCAAUGUUUAUUUUGAGUGUUUCAAUCAAAGGGUUAAAUAUAUGAGAACUGACGGUUCCAGCUCACCUCGGUGCUGCUUCCUGGUCACGUGACGCCACAGGACUCGCUAUGGUUCGACCAAUACGGGGUUAAUACCUCAAAAUAAUAAAAGAAUAACUAAACUGUUAGCUUAGCAUAAAGACAGGAAGCAGAAACAUGUUAUUUGAUUAAACAGAGAAAUGACGAGCUGUGCUUCAGUUGCGUCUUUAUGCUAAGCUAAAAGUAGCCGAUUUAUUCCACUCUUAUCUGAAUGCUAGGGAGUUAGCUUAGCAUAAGGACUGACGACCAGCUAGCCUGGCGUCGUUCAUCUGGGGACAACGACGAGGCUAAUGAGCGAACUCGUUAUUAAACGUCGCAUUAUAUAAACUCUGCGACGUCAUUGACGUCAUCUUGCUACAUAACGUUAGCUUGCUAGCUGGAGAAGCUAAAGACGAUCGAUUUACUGGACCCGCUGCAUUAGAGCAUUAUGGGAUGGAAACGGGAAAUGAGUCGUGGAAAUACUUCAUAUUUAAUGCUUAAUAUUUACUUAAAUGUUUUAAAAUGUUAACUCUUAAAGUUGACGAGCAUUAUUUCCUGACUGGAGGACGGGGCGGUAUCGAACGCCCGGUUUAUUGGUCGGACCGUAGCGUCACCGUCACUGCCGGCCUGAGCCACCAGGGGGCGCUGCAGCGACCAGGCUCCACUCGAUGGUUAAUUCUGAGCUGUGCCUUGACUGUUGUUCAUGAGAUCGUAUGAUUCUCCGCGUGUCACCUGAGCGGCGACGGGGCGGACGGGUUCGUACGAGGCGUCGUCAUGACGACGGCCCCGAGCAGUGGGCGGGGCUUACGAGUUCAGUCGUCAAUCUACAUGAUUAGUGAUCGUUGGGACUCUUGACGGUAGAAUAAUACAGAUUAUUAUGACGUCUGAGUUCAUGUUGGUUUCUCUUGCUGGUUUCCUGAAUGGAGUUUUGUCGAUGCUAAGCUACGCUGAGCUAAUGACGUAGCUCCCGGACGGUUUAUUAUUUUACGACAUCUGACGCAACAAAUAAAAUAUUUCGACUGGAGCGAAAAUGCGAGUGACGUGAAUUUGACGUCUUAGAUUAGAGAAAAAAUAAAUGGUGAUACGACACUAGAUACUGGUGGAGAUUUUGGUAUAAUAUAAAUAUAUAUAUAUUUAAAUAUUGAUUGUAGUCGUUUGCCUUAUUACCUAAAAGUCUUCACGAAAUGUUUAACUUCACGCGUCAGCGACUCCCCACUGUGAGCCGAGGCGGCGAGUUUCCAUCGGCGCGUUCCGAACGAUCGGCGGGACGCCGGAGGCCGUUCAUCGUUUUUUAAAAGUACGCUGUGAUGUUCUGAGCAUGUGGCGCCGUCGUUUAGUUUCAUGUGAUGGUAAUUUAUGGUUGUGGUGCCUGAGAUAGCGAUGCCUUCACUUCUUUAAAAAAUGAAAAGAAGAAGACCUUAAUAUAUUCUCUACUUCCCCCGCAAACCAAAACUACCCAACACCGGCGAGGCCGUUACAUCACGUCUGUGGAUCGUAGGUGGUAAACACGUUAACCGGUAAAGACGUUAGCCGGUGACUACAUUAGCCGGUAAAGACGUUAGCUGGUGACUACAUUAGCUGGUAAAUACGUUAACCGGUGACUACAUUAGCCAGUAACUACGUUAGCCGGUAAAUACGUUAGCCGGUGACUACAUUAGCCGGUAAAGACGUUAGCUGGUGACUGUUACCUGGUGACUACAUUAGCUGGUAAAUACGUUAACCGGUGACUACAUUAGCCAGUAACUACGUUAGCCGGUAAAUACGUUAGCCGGUGAAAACAUUAGCCGGUAAAUAAUUUAGCCGGUGACUACGUUAACCGGUGACUACAUUAGCCAGGAACUACUUAGCCGGUAACUACGUUAGCCAGUGACUACAUUAGCCGGUAACUACGUUAGCCGGUUAAUACGUGGUUGUCGAUGUUGAAAAGAAAGGAAAUAUGCUGUAAAAAGGAUAAAAUAAAUGAAUACUACUCGUGCUAUUGAUUGAAACAGUAUUGUAUUAAAGAGAAGUACAAUUUU